Molecule: messenger RNA, 1749 nt
Organism: Salvia miltiorrhiza (redroot sage)
Lineage: Eukaryota; Viridiplantae; Streptophyta; Magnoliopsida; Lamiales; Lamiaceae
Product: F-box protein SKIP31
Exons: 9
Coding region: 407-1528 (373 amino acids)
Molecular function (GO): protein binding
Source: RefSeq, a predicted model, not a curated record
CUCUUAUAAUUCACUCUUAUAAUAAAUUAAGAGAGACAAAUUGCACCAAAUUAAGAGCAACACGCUUUAAGGGAAAGUCGUGUAGAUUGAAUAAUACUCUUUAAGGGAGAGUCGUGUAAAUAUAAUUGCUCUAACCGGAUGCGACAUACCCCGGAUCACCCGACCCGUUAUCACUCUGAAACAUAACCGCAUAACCCGACCCGAUUAAACAUUCACGCAACCCAUCCCCGAAUUUCGCAUCCCUCUCCUCUUUCUCUCUCUAACAAAGGGCAUCUCAUCGCAGCUGAUUCGCCGGCGGCCAUUUCCCUUCACCGCCUAUAGCUCAUCUAUACAUAGAUAGCCUCGUAUUGGUUUUCUCUGAGUUUUUCUGUUCCUCGACACAAGAUUUUGAACUUCUGUAAUUAUUAUGGCUUCCGAUGACGAAGAUGCGAGUCUCGUUCAUUUCCUCGAAUCCGAAGUCCUCUUUGGGCUCUCCGAUGCGGAAGAGGAAGAAAGAGAUGGGAAGAGAUCGCGUGCUGAGGAGGGGCAACUAAGUGAACAGGAAGAGAAGGAGCAGCAGGAAGCCAAGAAAACAAGAUUUGAUGAGGGUGAAAUUAGUGAUGAGGAACUUUCAAGGGCUUUACAAUCAUCUUCCUCGUCAUUGCUGUCAUCUCUUGAUCUGGAAACUGAAGUUGAAACUACAUCUUCACCUCCAAAAAGAAGUGAAACUGUCAUAGCUGACAAUUGCAGUCAUGGGAGGCAUGUCACGGAAAGCAAACCAGCCCCAAAGAGGAUUGAGACCGGGAUUUUCAGCCACAUCCCUCCCGAGUUGUUGUAUCACAUCCUCAAAUUUCUUUCUUCUGAGGAUCUUGUUUCUUGCUCAUUGGUUUGUAGGUUCAUGAACUUUGCUGCUUCAGAUGAGUCAUUGUGGCGUCGCUUAUAUUGUAUGCGGUGGGGUCUGCUGCCUCCAAAAAAGCCACGAGAAUGUGCUUGGAAGAACCUUUACAUCAAGCGUGAUGAAGAAGACAUGGCAGAGUUUGUGCGAAACUGUUCUACCGAAUUCAAAGAAUAUUACAUCCAAAUGCAGGUGGCCAAGAGAAGCCAAGCACCUAAUCGUUCUCAGGUGAAUGAUGACCGUAUAAUUCUUGACAAGACACUUGCUGAUCAAGUGUCCACUUGGAAGAGUAGCAGAGGCCUCACUGAGACAGGGGUACCCAAUCAUGCUUGCUCUGGAGAAAAUUGCACUUACUAUCAAAUUGGAGAUGUAUUUGUGUGUGAGAAGACUGGUAAUGUUCAUGUCUGUGAUGAUACAUGUAAAGAUGUUAUUAUGGAUCCUACAAAUGAACUCUUGGUCUGCACCAUCUCUGGUCGAUGUUUUGAUCGAUUGCUCUCACCGGGUGAAAUGGAACCUGAUGCGGAACAACAGCAAGCCACUGCUAAUGAUGAAGCAGAGCCUUUUAUGGGAUCUGGUCGUUUUGCUCGGGCAUAUCUACUUGGAUAUAACUGUGAUGAUGAGAAAGAGCUAGAAGCUGCGUUGAGGUUUUGCUGAUUUAGGUUCGUCUCUACACUCUAGCCUACUUGGUUUCAAAAUCUUUGAAAUAACAUUGUGAUGUAUUUAUGAUCGACACUUUAGCUGGUUCUCUUCAAGCUUUGAAGCUAUAUGUAUUUCAUGUAUCAGCUUGAAGGAUGGAGAUUCUUAUGUUACAUAUUUAUGUGUAUUUCAUGUAUCACCUUAAAUUAUCAUCUAUCCUCAAAGCUAAGUUCUAGUGA